Messenger RNA from Drosophila rhopaloa, 1534 nucleotides. Its product is annotated as transformer-2 sex-determining protein. Gene Ontology annotation, biological process: positive regulation of mRNA splicing, via spliceosome. Gene Ontology annotation, molecular function: RNA binding. The record is from RefSeq and is a predicted model, not a curated record. The coding region runs from base 287 to 1087 and encodes 266 amino acids. The transcript is spliced from 7 exons. Gene Ontology annotation, cellular component: spliceosomal complex. NCBI's taxonomy places the organism in Eukaryota, Metazoa, Arthropoda, Insecta, Diptera, Drosophilidae.
UUAUUUUAAAAUGGUUUUGACCUGAUCAUAGCUCAUAUAGUUUUAAGUCAGUUUUAAAAAAUUGAAAAACUAUUUGAACUAACGUUUUUUGAUUGUGUUCGAAUUAAAGUACAAAGGCCAACAAGGGUUAAAAGACUUAUCGAUAACACGUCCUCGUCUAUCGUCACCCCAGCCGAAGCGUGCGUCUUCUCAAACGCAGACAGAAUAAAUAACAUUAACCAAGCCAACAUUUAAUUAAUAAACACUGUCUGGCUGUGCAAUAUAGCAGGGAAUCAAACCCUUAAAGAUGUCCUCGCGUUCCUCCGAAGAGCGAAACUAUUUACCACGCAAAUUUGACAGCAAUAGCUACAACCACAAACGGUCGGCGUCAUCCUCAUCAGCCAGGACAACUUCCUCCGGACACAAGGACCGCCGGUUGGACUUCGAUUACUAUGUCGGCCGUCGCCAACAGCGCUCCGGCUCUCUACGGCGUUCCCGUUCGCGUUCCGUCUCUGGGUCGCCGGGUCCGGCACCUCGCCAUCAUUCCGGACGCACAUCCCGAGAUCGCCAGCGAAUGCACAAGGCACGCGAACACCCACAAGCAAGUCGCUGCAUUGGAGUUUUCGGUCUGAACACCAACACCACGCAGCACAAGGUGCGCGAGCUUUUUAACAAGUACGGACCCAUCGAGCGAAUCCAGAUGGUCAUCGACGCUCAUACACAUCGUUCGCGGGGCUUCUGCUUCAUUUACUUUGAGAAUCUCGACGAUGCCCGUGUGGCCAAGGACGCCUGUUCUGGCAUUGAGGUGGAUGAUCGUCGCAUUCGCGUUGACUACUCUAUAACCCAACGCGCCCACACACCCACUCCAGGUGUCUACAUGGGUCGUCCAUCGCGCAGUGGACACUCAGGCCGCUCCCGCUCGCCCCGGGCAGGCGGGCGCCGUCGGGACCGCUCUGUCUCACCGAAUGACAACUAUCGUCAGCGCAAUAACUACCGUAGCGAUCGCUAUGACCGCAGCAACCGCACCAGUUCUAGUCGCAUCCGCUACAAUCGCAGCAGAAGCUACAGCCGCUCACGUUCUCCCCAAACUCUAUAUAUUUCCAAAUAAGGGCGUAUCCCAACGCGCUAUUAGUGACCCCUGCAGGUAAUGGGGCCACUUCCUUAACUCGUGCUCCUAUAUCGGCCCUGCUGGAUUCUGUAAAACGGCCUGCGGAGGAGCAUACGACUGAAAUAUUGUGUUUUUGGUGAAACCAUCCCAUCUAUGGCAUUUGGUUGGCGAGCAGCUCACAACUAGACUAAUUUCCAAAUUCAUCAUCCACCCAAAAACAGAUUCUUAUUAUAAUUAUUCGUUAACGAUUACUGUUGCUGUACAAAAACGUAGUUUGUAAAUAUCAAAUCAAUUACCAUCAUUACAUACAGAUGUCCGCAUAGAUUGUGAUAUGUAUUUUAAAGGAACCGCAGCAAACUGAUAAUGAUAACAAAACUAAACUAAUUUUAAUUAUAAUUGUAAUUGUGCAGCAAGUACAAAAUAAAAUUGAAAUUGUACAGAAAUCGA